This is a messenger RNA of Clupea harengus (Atlantic herring), 4333 nucleotides long. RefSeq names its product microtubule associated protein 4 like (gene map4l). Gene Ontology annotation, biological process: neuron projection development; microtubule cytoskeleton organization. Gene Ontology annotation, cellular component: neuron projection. Gene Ontology annotation, molecular function: microtubule binding. Lineage: Eukaryota; Metazoa; Chordata; Actinopteri; Clupeiformes; Clupeidae. The record is from RefSeq and is a predicted model, not a curated record.
AGAGCUCAAACAGUGCAGUCAGUCCAGUCUCACUGUUGUUCAGAUCAGGGAGGUAGAGAAAAGGGAAGUAUCACACACACACACACACACACACACACCCAACCUCACGCACCACUACACGCAGGGUAAACAAAUAUAUUUGAACAGUAACGACAGAAAAAAAAAACUCCAGACAGAAGACACGCGUGGAGGAGAGAGGAUGUCUUCCCAGCGCUCGGACUACAGCGAGCGGUGCCCAGCACCCUCUACCCAGGGCUGGGAUUGGCACCAGGAGCAGGCUGGCAGACCGCGGGCAUCCACCCAAGUGGAGCAGCACGGACCGGGUCUCCCCGUCAAAGCGCAGGAGGAGCUGAAGGUGUCAGGUUGUCAGGGAAACAAGGGUGGGGCAUGUCUGGGCAGCGCUGGGGAGAGCCCCACCAGCCCGCUGUCGUCGUCCUCCUCGACGUCUCCAGCGUCUCCUGGGAAACCUCACCCAAACAACGGGACCAGCGCCAGCCUCACCCCAGGGUCCUCUCUCCCUCUCCACCCCGCCACGCCCCUGCCCCCCACCUCCUUCGGUGCUGCACCGUCCUUUCCAAAGACUGUCCCGGCUCCCGCCCUGGUCCCGCCUCCAGGCCCCAACUACUGUGUGAUUGACGUGGUGGCCGACAGCUACGCAGAUGUGAGUGACGACGACGACGACGAUGAUGAUGAGGAUGACAAGAGUGUUGCGUGGCCAGCAGGGGGCGCAUGGAGAGACACGCAGCAGCGCCAAACGGUGACGCGCACCACCUCUGACUCCUCCCGCCUCACUGUGCCCACCAGUCCCCAGCUGCCAGACAAGUACCCCGGCAAACCCGCCCCGAUGCAGGAGCAAAAGCAGCUGCAGCAGCAGCAGCAACAACAACAACAACAACAACAGCAGUCUGCCUCCAAACGCUCCCCCGCUGUGGAGCAGAAGCCCUUCCCAGUUCCACCUGCUGCCCUCUCCCCCUCCCGGAGCCCCAGCCGGACCACCAGCAGCUCCCCGCAGCUGCAGCGCAACGGCAGCCCCGUUACACCUGAGGCCUGGCACACAGAGAGACGCCAGUCAGUGCCCGCAGCAGCCUCCACUGACACCUUCGACAGCUGCCACACCAAGGCAGUGGUGAAUGUGAAGGAGGACAAGAUGUUCAAACAGGAGAAAGCGGACCCCUUUAGCAAGGGAGACUCUUUCAACAUGUUCGAGAAGACGGAUAAACCGGAGAAGGUGGAGAAGAUGGAUAACUUUGAGAAGAAGGAGAAAGACGACGAGACUAAAAAGAUAGAAAACGCGGAUAAGACUCAGAAGAGCGAGAAUAUCAUCAAAGACGACAAGAUGGAGAAACAGGACAACAAAGCUGAGAAGAACGAGAAGCUGGAGAAAGUGGACAAGCCUGAGAAGACCAACAAGGAGGAGAAAGAGGAGAAGAAGGUGAACAAUGAAAAGACUGACAAGGCAGCCAAAGGGGAAAAGAACGAAAAGGCUGGAAAAGGUACCGCCAAGUCCCCAACCGCCAAGUCCCCAACAGCUAACGGCAGCAAAGACCUGAUCAGCCCAGACAAGGCUAAGCCAACUGUAGGGUCAACCAAACCAAGCGCAGCCAAAACAAGACCAAACUCGCUGUCCACGGCAGACAGUGCUGCCACACAAAAUCGCACGUCCCCUACAGCCAGGCCUGCUGCCGAUAAAAAAAGCCCGGCCCCCAAGGCCACCACCCCAUCUAGUGGCAUGAAGCGACCCCCACCCAAUGAGGCUAAAGCCAAGACACCAGAAAAUGGCACUAGCCAACGGCGACCCCCAGGGCCAAAGGCCAAUGGAGCUCCUGCAUCUCGCACCGGCACCAGCGCCCCCUCUGCCCGCCGCGCCUCAGUCUCAAAAACCGAGAGCAAACCAGGAGAGGCGAAGAAGCCCAGCCCAGGCAAGACGCCAUCAGCCCGCCCCAAGACGAGCCACACACCGACCCCUGACUCUGCCACACCGGCAACCACCAACGGCACCCCUCGUCGCACCCGCAUCACCAAACCCCCCGUGCCCAAGCAGACAGUGCUUGAGAAGAAGCCCCCUGUCCCGCGGGCCCCCAGGAAGCCCCUCUCCCAUGCACCCAUGCCCGACUUGAAGAACGUCCGCUCCAAAAUCGGCUCGACGGACAACAUGAAAUACCAGCCUGGCAGCGGAAAGGUGUCUGCAGCCCAGGGCAGGAGUGAUGCUCUGGCAAAGGCCUCCCUCUCCAAAGAGACCGGCCAGAGCAAAGUUCAGAUAGCUCACAAAAAACUGGACUUCAGUCACAUCACCUCCCGCUGUGGCUCCAAGGACAAUAUCAAGCAUGUCCCUGGUGGAGGGAAUUUUCAGAUUCAAAAUAAAAAGGUGGAUUUAAGCAAAGUGACCGCCAAGCUUGGCUCCAAGGACAACAUGAAGUACAAGCCAGGAGGUGGCGAUGUCAAGAUUGAGACCAACAAGGGGAAUGGCAAGGCCAAGGGAUCUAAAAUGGGAUCUAUGGACAAUGUUGGCCAAGAACAAGGAAAUGGCAAUGGCAAGGCUGAGGGGGCUAAAGAGAAGGCAGGAGAGAGCCCAUCCCCCCCUGGUACCAAUCAGACAGCUGCGUCAGCCAGCGUGGCAAAGGAGAAUGGGGUGAAGGAGAGCACCUUCAUGCCCAUGCCGGUGCCCUCUGUGGGCGAGGGGCUCCGAGACCCCCCGCAGGGCAUGGACAAGCACAUCACUGGGACAAAUUGAGGCUUACCAGCGGAGCUUUGGCGGGAACGCACGAGCUCGCACAGACCACAGCGCCGUCAUCAUCUCCUGGCCCCUCCCUUCCUGAGUGGCAGCCACUCCCCCUCCACCCACAUUGCAGCACCUCUCUCAGUGUCUCUCUGGGGUCCGCUAUCCUAACCCCCCCCCCACCACCACCCCCCUCACUCCGAAUCUGCCUGCCCCAUCACCUCUCUCCAAUGAGACAGGGGGCGCCACACACACACACACACACACACACACACACACACACGCACACUCCCACACACACACUAGCAGGACAGUAACUGGUUAUUUUUGACCACACAUUUACAGCAACAAAACAUACACCUUUACUAAGCUGUCUUUAUCUCCCACCCCCACUGUCAUCCUCUCUGUCCUCUAGGACUCUCCAUGUGGCUCUGGUAUGUCUUGCUGAAGCUCAGCACAGAUUAGAGCUCUGAAAAGACAAAGGUUUUAAAAACAUGGGUUUCGGUCUCCUCUGGGAUUGGGCUGGCUUUUUUUCAAAACUACGGGAUAAGGUCUGUGGUAGAAGUUUGGGAUCGAACCCCUUCUGGAUACGGUCAUGUUAGGUCAGUCAGUGAAAGAGUGUAGUUAUCCUACCUUCUCCUACAAGUCCUGGCACAGAACUGUCUGUGUCCUUGCUGCUUUCUAAAGACCACUUAUCCUUGAUUUCCUGUGGGCAUUUAGUGUAUUUCACUGUUGUCCGUUUAUUGGUGUGAGCCAAUGAUCUUCCUUUGACUGACCCAAGCACAUGCAACCCAAUAGCUACUGCUGUAUCUGAGCACGCCUAUCAGCCGACACCUCUCGCCCCAAGGGAACCCCAGAAUUCACUUGAGAUGUAGCUUCUUACAUCAUACUAUGGCAAUUAGUGAAGCACCCUUUAUCGUGAGCAUGUGGGGCUGUCUUUGAAUCCUAAUGAAAUGGGACUAACCAGCCAACAUUCACCCAAUCUCUCCCCUUUGCCCUUUGCCCAUGUCUUGAUUCUUCACUUAGAUUAUAUCCCCGUGGUCGCCCUCUAAACAGCACUCAGAACUAUUAGAAAAACUUGUAGGCUCUUUGAACAGUAGGAUAUUUACUUCUCUGUAUCGUGUUUGCGUAUAAAAAUUUACUGUAACAAUGAGCUGUAUCAUAUGUUGUUUCGUCAUCAGGCUACUUCUUUCUCUCAUCGUACCGUUUCUCUCGAAGCAAUAUUGUGGUCUUGGCUGAUGGGGCGCAAAAACCUCAAGUGCACAGGUACAUCAAAGCUACACUACGGUACAGCAGGAGAUCCAUGCAUCCCCACUUAGGACAUAUAUGCAGGAUGAGGGAGGGAAGAGGGUGACUAUGUCAAAUGGCAGAAUGGAAUAUUUCAGAAACCUGCAGGGAGUGGGCAGGGGGGAGGGGACGUUUACACCGCAGAUGAGAUAGGUAUAUUGGGAACAUUUCAAAAGGCACACACGGUGUAAUACAUAAAGGACUACUUAUGAUACCUGUCUCUGGAUAGACUUGGAUGGUUGCUUGGUAGUUUGGGAGAUAUUGUAAUGAAAAACCACUGUUUUACUUGUAAGUUAAUUGAUGGAGACAUGUUGUCAAGCAUCACCAAAA